AUGUCUCAAGUGCGCUAUUCGUCAUUAUUUAUGCUGAGAGGAAGGCAUAGCCUUGAGCAAGGCUACUGGGAGGACGGGGAGGACUGGGAGUGAGGAGAGUCAGGAGCGGUUAGGAGAGUUAUGUGUUGAAUUGGGAAACUGCGAUAUUUUUGCCGCGAUAUUUACGAGAUUUCAUUCGCUUGGUUUGAUUUUGCAUAAUUCAGGUCUUUGCCCUUUGGGUGGUGAGAAGAGCUAAUCAAGGUAGUUCUAGUUGUUGAGAUGCUGCCCAGCCCGGGCCGUUCAGUGCGGCAGAGGCGGCACGCACAGGGCGGCGCAUAUGCAGCUCGUGCCGCGGGCGCUGCUGCCGCCGCACCCCUGCCCCAGUGGGACGAUUGGAGUGGGAGCUUCCUCCAGCCAUUCCGGCCAAUCACCUGGAUGUCCAACACGCUGCCGCGCCGUGCCAGCGUCUCGUCUACGCUGUGUCUCUCAGAAGGAUCCCUGGAGGAUUUGGAACACGAUCUAGCUGCUGCCGAUGAGUACAACUACAACAACAUUGGACAUCCAAAGGCGGUGCUGGAGGGGCUCAAUGAGCUGCGCGAUGACGCCGUCUUCUGUGACGUCAUCAUCCGUGUCGGGGAGCAGACGUUUCCGGCGCACAAGUGUGUGCUCGCCGCCUUCAGUCCCUACUUCAAGGCGAUGUUCACCAGCCAGCUGAAGGAGUGUCACGACCGGGAGGUGACGCUGAAGGACAUCGAACCGAUCAUGCUGGAGACGCUGCUGCAGUUCGCCUACACUGGCUCCGUCAGCAUCACGCAGGGCAACGUGCAGAACCUGAUGGCCGCCUCCAACCUGCUGCAGGUGCUGUCUGUUCGCGACGCGUGCUCGCUGUUUAUGGAAAAACACAUGGAUGCGUCCAACUGUUUGGGAAUCCACUGUUUCGCCGAGACGAUGAACUGCGAGCGACUGCAGAGACUCGCCAAGGAGUUUGCGCUCAGCAAUUUCCCGGACGUCUCGUCUCACGAGGAGUUUCUGAACCUGUCGCUGCCCAAGGUGGUCGAAUUCGUCUCCUCCGACGAGCUGCAGGUGGCGCGAGAGGAGGACGUAUUUACGGCCGUUUUAAACUGGUUCAACCAUCAGCCGGACGCGAGGAAGGAGGGAUUUUAUAAGGUUCUGGAGAACGUCCGCCUACCGCUGUUGUCGCCGUACUUCCUUCACGACUGCGUCUCCAAACAGAAGGUGGUACGAACGUCGCCAGAGUGUCAGACACUGCUCGAGGAGGCCAGGCUAUAUCACUUACUGCCGGACCGUCGGGGAGACAUGCAGGGGGCCAGGACACGGCCCCGGAAAAACGCCGAACUCGUGGAUGUGAUUGUGUGCGCGGGAGGCGAGGAUGACCGUGUGGUUCUCCGCUGCAUGGAGGGAUUCAACCCGGCUGACGGACAGUGGGCCUCACUGGGUAACCUGCCGUUCGCUGUCAGUAAGCACGGCGCCGUGGUGACGGGUAAGAACGUGCUCUAUUUCGCCGGCGGCGAGUUUCCAGACGGUAACGCCAGUAACCGGCUGCUGCGGUUCGACCCGCAGCUCAACAAGUGGGAGGAAAUGGCCAGCAUGGCGUUCGCCCGAUCAGAACUAGGUCUAGCCGUGUUGGACGGUUUCCUGUACGCGGCAGGCGGCUGGGACGGAUCAGCACGGCUUGACUCCGUCGAAAGGUACAACACGGAGACCAACUCGUGGGAGCAGCUGCCGCCGCUGAAGGUCGGGAUCACGUCUGCCGCCGUGGCAGCCCACGACGGCUUCUUCUACGUAGCAGGCGGCGCGAUCGGUGAGGAUGGGGACGGCAUCACCUGUGUCCAGCGGUUCGACCCGCGCACACACACCUGGGCAGAGCUGGCGCCCAUGCUCAUUCCCCGCAGCGGAUCCGCCGCCUGUGUGCUCGACGGAAAAAUCUACAUCAUCGGCGGGUGGCACGGCGCUACGGAGAACACCAACAAGGUGGAGUGCUACGACAUACACAAGAACCAGUGGAACCCGUGCUCGCCAAUGAGGGCGUGUCGCUACCAGCCCGGAGCCGCCGUGAUGAACGGUCACAUCUACGUACUAGGCGGCGAGGAGGGCUGGGACCUGUACCACAAGAGCGUGGAGCGCUACACGCCUUCCACCGACCGCUGGGAGGACGCCACUGAGAUGGGCACGCCGCGAUCCUGGCUGACCUGCAACGCCCUGCAGGUCCGAAAAUCGCUGCUGAUGAAAGACAGGCGGUGAUGCUGAAGACGGACGGCUAGUUCAGAGGCAGGUUCACCCUCUCCUUCACGUCUACAGAGGAUGGACGGAGAGACAUUCCAUUGAGCCCAGAUUCACCUUUUAUAGAGCGGGGAGCUCACAUGAUAUUGCCGGGCAUAAGUCGGCCCUAUGUAUUGUUCUGCUGUUAUGUUGCCCUCUAAAUGUUGCGUUAUAGUGCUGUGCAGUUACCAGAUUGUAUGUGUUUUAUAAACAAUAAAUGUAUACGCUCGUU
Molecule: messenger RNA, 2491 nt
Organism: Amphibalanus amphitrite
Lineage: Eukaryota; Metazoa; Arthropoda; Thecostraca; Balanomorpha; Balanidae
Product: kelch-like protein diablo
Exons: 16
Coding region: 259-2241 (660 amino acids)
Molecular function (GO): protein binding
Source: RefSeq, a predicted model, not a curated record